Bactrocera neohumeralis is the source of this 1290-nucleotide messenger RNA. RefSeq lists its product as uncharacterized. The record is from RefSeq and is a predicted model, not a curated record. Bases 236 to 853 code for a protein of 205 amino acids. NCBI's taxonomy places the organism in Eukaryota, Metazoa, Arthropoda, Insecta, Diptera, Tephritidae. The transcript is spliced from 2 exons.
CAAAAUAAAGAAGAAUGCUGCUUAUGAAGCACUUUUAAAAAAAUAUAAGGAGAUAGAUCCAAAAGCAAAUUUGGAAAGUUUAAAAUACAAAAUAAACUCACUUCGCGGAUGUUAUCGACGUGAAUUAAAAAAAAUUAAGCGAAGUGAGAAGUCUGGAGCAGGAAUUGAUGAAAUAUAUAUACCAUCUUUGUGGUACUUUCAUGACCUAGCAUUUUUGGAAGAGCAAGAAACACAGAUGACUGGCAUGUCAUCAAUAGAAAAUGAGGAAAAUGGGGACACGACUGUGGAAGACAUUGCACCUUGCGCCAAAAAAGACAAAGGAGAAUUUGGUAAAAAAGAAAAACAACAGUUGCUUAUUAAAGCAGUCAAAGCUUUAGAAGAUUCGACGCGACGCAAUGACGAUGCAAGUACCUUCAGUUCGACUUGGGAAGUCCUCUUCAGGAAACUUGACUUUAAUCAACAAUUAUUUGCCAAUAAAACCAUUGUGGAGGUGUUGUACCAAGGAGCUUUGGGUCGGUUGAACGAAAAUUCCCAUCAGAUGUUCAACGUACCUAACACAAGAUGCUCAUCAACACCUUUUUCUUAUAGUGACAACUCGUCAACAUGUUUUGAUUCAACAACAUUGCAAAGUCGUCCGCAAUACUUAAUUUCUCCCCCGCUUCUGAGUCCAUCGCAAAUUAUAUCUACUCCUCAACCGCAAGUUCAGCACAUCAGACUUCAUAGAACAGUUCAGCCACAGCAAUAUCAAAAAAUUUCCAGCAUCAACAUACAACCACAGGAAACCAUAAAUACUCAACAAUACGGAAAACAACACGGAAUAUCAGACAUUUACGGACUUGUUGAACGACUCUGACUAUUCAUAAGCAAACUUUUCUUUUUAUUUUUGUUAUUUUUAUUGAUUUAAAGAAAUAUUUCAUUUUUGUUUUGUUUAAUAUAUACAUAUGUAUACUUACUGAAAUAAAAUCUUUAAGAACUUUAAUCAACGCUUCACAUGUCUCAAUAAUUAUGUUGCUUAAACUUGCAGUUGAAAUAUACGACUGGAAUUUCAAACUUUCGUAGCUCUCUCCAGUUGCCAAAUACCUCAAUGUUACAGAGAGACGUUCAUCAGGCGAAAUUGCGUCUCGCAUAAUAGUAUUUUGUUUUUCUAUAUAAGGUGUUACUUUUUCCAAAAGUUCCCUAUAUACAGAAGGAUCCAUUCGGAGAAAAUUUGUGUAGUCCGCCGGGCUGGACUGUUCAAGUUCCUUUAACAAACUUAUAUGUGAAAAAACUGGUCUUCUUGAUCGCCAUUCC